Aaosphaeria arxii CBS 175.79 is the source of this 1292-nucleotide messenger RNA. RefSeq names its product ketol-acid reductoisomerase. The record is from RefSeq and is a predicted model, not a curated record. Lineage: Eukaryota; Fungi; Ascomycota; Dothideomycetes; Pleosporales. The coding region runs from base 1 to 1218 and encodes 405 amino acids. Gene Ontology annotation, cellular component: mitochondrion. The transcript is spliced from 4 exons. Gene Ontology annotation, biological process: L-valine biosynthetic process. Gene Ontology annotation, molecular function: ketol-acid reductoisomerase activity.
AUGGCCUCAAGACCCGCUGCACGAGCUCUCCGCCAGUCUGCCAAGCAAUUGGCUGCUGCUCCCGCCGUUCAGAGGCGUACUUUCGUCUCUGCUUUGAACGCUGCUCGCGCUGGUGUUGCAGCUGCCCCCAAGGCCGCUGUCACCUCUCAGUUCCAGCAGGUUCGUGGUGUCAAGACCAUUGACUUCGCCGGCCACAAGGAGACCGUCUACGAGCGUGCCGAUUGGCCCAAGGAGAAGCUCUUGGAGUACUUCAAGGAUGACACUCUUGCCCUCAUCGGCUACGGCUCUCAGGGUCACGGCCAGGGUCUUAACCUCCGCGACAACGGCUUGAACGUCAUCGUCGGUGUGCGAAAGAACGGUGCUUCCUGGAAGGAGGCCGAGCAGGAUGGCUGGGUGCCCGGCAAGAACCUGUUCGACAUCGACGAGGCCAUUGGCAAGGCCACCAUCGUCAUGAACUUGCUCUCUGAUGCCGCACAGUCAGAGACCUGGCCCGCCAUCAAGCCCCAGUUGACUAAGGGCAAGACUCUCUACUUCUCCCACGGUUUCUCCCCUGUCUUCAAGGACCUCACCAAGGUCGAGGUCCCCACCGACAUCGACGUCAUCCUCGUCGCCCCCAAGGGCUCCGGCCGUACCGUCCGCACUCUCUUCCGUGAGGGACGUGGAAUCAACUCCUCCGUCGCCGUCUUCCAGGAUGUGACCGGCAAGGCUCAGGAGAAGGCUGUUGCCCUCGGUGUUGCCGUCGGCUCCGGUUACCUCUACGAGACCACCUUCGAGAAGGAGGUCUACUCCGACUUGUACGGUGAGCGUGGUUGCCUCAUGGGCGGUAUCCACGGUAUGUUCCUCGCUCAGUACGAGGUUCUCCGUGAGCGCGGCCACUCCCCAUCUGAGGCUUUCAACGAGACCGUUGAGGAGGCUACCCAGUCCCUCUACCCCUUGAUCGGAGGCCACGGUAUGGACUACAUGUACAACGCAUGCUCCACCACCGCUCGUCGUGGUGCCAUCGACUGGAGCAAGCGCUUCAAGGACACCCUCAAGCCCGUCUUCAACGACCUCUACGAUUCCGUUGCCAACGGAAGCGAGACCAAGCGCUCCCUCGAGUACAACUCGCAGCCCGACUACCGUGAGAAGUACAAGAAGGAGCUUGAGGAGAUUGACAACCUCGAGAUCUGGCGUGCAGGCAAGGCCGUCCGCAGCCUCCGCCCCGAGAACAAGAAAUAAACGUACUGAAAUGAAUGCAAACGAAGAUGGAACUAGUCGACAUGUAGAUAUAUUCUCUUCUUUAUCGGCAAUGG